This is a messenger RNA of Dreissena polymorpha, 8082 nucleotides long. RefSeq names its product tyrosine-protein kinase BAZ1B-like. The coding region runs from base 257 to 5023 and encodes 1588 amino acids. Gene Ontology annotation, biological process: chromatin remodeling. Gene Ontology annotation, cellular component: WICH complex. The transcript has 32 exons. The record is from RefSeq and is a predicted model, not a curated record. Gene Ontology annotation, molecular function: protein binding; histone H2AXY142 kinase activity. NCBI's taxonomy places the organism in Eukaryota, Metazoa, Mollusca, Bivalvia, Myida, Dreissenidae.
GCUCGCUCGUGCAUUCAUUGAAAGCAACCAAUUUAUUUGCUGAUAAAUUUAAACAUCUCCCAAAGCAUAACACUUAAAACACGUGCAUUAAUAAUGGUUAGUGUAACGUUUUUACAAUAUUUGAAAUAUAUUAUAUAAGAAAAGUUGACAAUAAUACCACGUGAUACAAACAGUUCAUUAGUUGCGCCAUUUUCCAUUGAUGCGCGCCAGAUUUUGAACGGUAAAUUUCGGCGAAUUUUUAUGGCUAUAUGACAACAUGCCACUCUUAGCGAAGCGAAUAUUUAAUUGUUCGAAGCCUUUGGAUGACAUUAAACCAGAUGAAAAGGUAUAUACCAUUCCAUAUACCAAAGAAAACUUCCGUUCUCAACAUGAAUAUGAAAAGCGCAUGCAAUUGUACAAGAAGAGAAUCUGGACUUGCCAAAGCACAGGUCACGUUAACCUGACACACGAAGAGGCCUGGAAAUCAGAAAAGGCAGUCAUGAAAACAUUAAAGGAACAAUUCCCUCCAUGUUAUGACAAACCAGUGUUAGAACUUGUUCACCACUCAACCAAGGCUUUAGAAACUAUUGUAGAUGAAGCAUGGUUGAUGUUACAGCAAGUUUUUGUGGUUGAUGAAAAGGUUUUGCUGAAAGUAAAAUCUGGAGGGAAGUCUAUGAAAGCUGUUAUUGUAAAAGUUGACCCAGCAGGAUAUGCUGGCAACCCUACAGUUAAUUGCAAUUCACCAUCAAGUGACAAAGAAAAUACAGACUCUAAUUCAUCACCAAAGAAAUGGAUACCACCUAAGUUACUUCCAUAUAAGUACAGUAUACGGUUCGAAAGUGAAGACAGUGUGAUACAUUCUGUACCAGCAGAAGACCUCAGCCGGGGUGACAAACCACCGUCCAAAGAGAUUCUGCGCCUUUUUAUCAGAACAUACUCAGUACGGGGUGGGCAGGCCAACAGCCCUUGGGUUGUGGAUGACAUACAUGUGAAAAGGCUCGGUCUCCACAGCAAGUUUGAAAGCUUUCUGCUCUCUCCAAUUAAGUGGCGACCAGAUGAAAUCGCCAAGAAGAUCGAAGAAGAAUGCAAAAAUAAUCGUUCCCCAAGUAAAAAUUCUCCACGUUUAAAAACAAAAAUAGAUGAUAAAGAGGAAAAACUUAAAGAAAAAGCAAAGAAAACUAUAUCCAAAAUUGAAAAGAAAAGUCUGAAAGCUUUGCAGCUUAAAGAAAAAUCUAGUCCUAGUAAAAAAAACAUUGUAACAUUAGACUCUUCGGAAGACUCAUCAGAUUCCGAUAUCGAAAAUGGUAAGAAAAAGGAUGUCGUGGAACUUUCAGAUUCGGAUUCUGACACACCUCUUGCUGUGGUUAAGAAACAAUUGACACCGAAAAAGAGUGCCAAUGGUUCGGAUAAAGAGUCUAAAAGUGACCAAAAGAAGAAACUGUCUUCUUCAGUGUCUCUGGCAGAAAUUCAGAAGGAACUUAAAAAACAGAAGAAAAGUGGGAAAAAAGAACUGACAUUAGCUGAAAUUAAGCAAAAACUUGCAAAGAAGAAAGUUAAGUCAUUAAAAAGUGGAAAAGAAACUAAAAAAUCCAAAAAAGGACUCGAUCCAAAACAGUUAACUUUGUUUCAAAUGUCGGCGAAGAAAAAAGGUCUGAAAACUCCAGAAAAGCAUAAAAGUGAAAACUCUGUGAAGAAGAGUCCCCUUAAAGAACAGAGAACCCCUGAUGCUAAGAAAACAUUGAUGACUCCACCAAAAACACCAAUUAUUGUGCAGAAACUUCAGGAGGCUAUGAAGAAGGGGAAGGACAACAAGAUCACGAUCGGCAUGUAUGCAAAGCAGGCUGCUAAAAUACUCAAUAAAUCACAGCGUGACAAACUGCCAGAGGCUGUGAAGGAUGUUGUGAUGAAGAAGUACAAUCUAAUGCAGGAGAAGAUCUUAUUAUCCAAAAUGAGCGAGUCUGAAAAGAAAGACUAUUUUAUUAAGAAAGCUGAGGAGAGACGUUUGCAGUACAAACAAACACUGAAAGAAAGAGGAAAGAAUCUACGAAGGCGCCGUGAAGACACAGAAAUCGAACUUAAGGCUCUUCCGGAACCUAAACUUGUCGCCACACCGGACGGUCUUCCCAAUGAGAUGUUUGGGGACAUUGCCAUGGUUACAGAGUUCAUUUCCUCUUACUCGGGGCUCCUGUUGGCAGAGAAUGAACAUCCACUUUAUACUGACCUGCUAAUGAAAGCCCUGGCCAGUGGCAAGGAAGGCUUUGGUUACCUGGCCCGUGUUGUCACUGUUAUGCUACAGACUCUCUUACAGGACCAGAUUGCAGAGGACUACCAGGAGCUGAGUGUUUCUCUGAACAACAUACCUGUGAACCCAGCAACGUGCUCUGAGCUUGUGCGUCUGUGCCUGAGACGUCAGGACACGAAGGACGACAGCAGCAACAUCAGUGACAGAGAUGAGAGUGAGGACGAGGAAGUGCCUGAUGAGCUGAUCCAGCUGCUAGAGACCCAGGAGCUGUACCAGCUGGAGCCCGCCAAGAAGCUGGCCAUCAUGAAGGGGCUGUGUGAGCGUAUCAUGGGCUCCUACUCCGUACAGGACUACAUGGAGGAGACUCAGCAGAAGUCUGCACAAAUGUGGCGAGAAAGAAUGGCUAUGAAAGUGAAAGGGAAAGCUCCGGCAAAACAGAAGCAGGCAGAUGGUAGCGAGGAUAAGGAUAAGGACUCAAAGGAUAAAGAGACACAGGAAAAACCAAAUAAAGAAAACAAAAAAGAAAAAGCAGCACCAGCCAACAACAUGCUGCUGACCCAGUUCUAUGGGAAGAAGGAUGAUGGAGAGAAAACUGGGGAGAAAUCUGGGAACACAAGCGAGACAUCUUCCAUGGAUGUUGAUGAAGAUGACGUGAUCUCAAGAAUCAAACGAAGACGUCUGAAUGCCGCUCAGGCUGCUGAAGAGCGGAGACAGAAGGAGAUUCAAGACAAAAUAAGGGCAGAGGAGAGGCUAAUUCAAUCUGAAAAAGAAAAGGUGGACAAAAAAUUUAAUGAGGCCACUUUGUUGGCCAAGGUGACCCAGCGGCUGACUCCAAUAGGGACCGAUAGGAACCACUCCAGAUACUGGAUCUUCUGUGAUUAUACACCAGGUGUCUUUGUUGAAAAAGGCUGGGUUGGGGAGGAGAUGGAGUAUAGCUGUAAGCCUGCCAACGACUCUGAUGACGACUCAAGCUCUUCUUCUGAAGAGGAGGAGCCUGCAGAGGGAGAGGAGGGGCCGGCACAGGGCAAGAAAAACAAGCCGCCCAAGGCUGCCAAGUGCAUUGACAAAACGUUUCCACAUGUGGGACAGAAUCUCUGGUUCACGUACGAAAGCGUGCCAACAAUACGAGAGUUGAUCGACUCCCUGCAUGACAAAGGAGCCAGAGAGAGCAAGCUGAAGAAGGAACUCAGUCGGCGAGAGGAGGACAUCAAGUAUGCCAUGCAAAAACAAGCGAGGGUGAAGCCUGACCAGAUAAAGGACAGUGAUGGGGAUAAAGAAAUGCUGGAGAUAUUUCAAAAGGAGUUAUUGGACACUGAAGUGAAGUUGCGCAAUGGUGGACUGGGAGGGGUGGAAGAUUUUGAUGCCUGGUCUGUGAAACUGGAGACUGCCAACACUUUAGAACCGCUGAUUUCAUGCUUACUAGAAGUUCAGGAAAACGUUCUUGAAAAGUUCCUUGAUGGAAUAAUGGUCGCAAAAAAGAAGAAAUCAGGAACAGAAGUUCAUACAGAGGAGGAAAAUUCACCUGUUGUGGCUGAGGGUAUAACACAAUGGCAGGAUGCCUUGAAACAGGCUGGAACUCUAUCAAGACUUCAUGUAAUGCUGGGAAUUCUGGAUACCUGUAUAAAGUGGGAAAAGUCAGCAGAACACGCGAAAUGUAAGAUCUGUCGUCGGAAGGGCGAGGAGGACAAGCUGUUGCUGUGUGAUGAGUGCAACCAGGCGUUCCACAUGUUCUGUCUCCGGCCCGCCUUGCAUGGGGUACCCAAGGGAGAGUGGAAGUGCAUGGCCUGUGCUCCUCUCAAUCGAAGACGUGUGGUGGAUGCCCCUGGAAAAUACAAUGAGGACACUUCAGAGGAUGAAGAUGUCAAGGAGGCCAAGAAGGAGAGCAUACAGCAUGAGGAGAAGUGUGUGGAGUGUGGGGGGGACGAGAGCCUUAUACUGUGUGCUAACUGUCCCGACGUGUACCACCUCGAGUGUCACGACCCGCCACUCAGACGACCUCCCAGAGGUCAAUGGGUGUGCAACAACUGCAAGAAUGGGAUCACUCGAAAGACAAGAUCAGGGACCAGGGGUAGACGUGGUGGAGGUGGCAAGGCAGCAGCAAAAGCCCGCAAAACUUAUCACGAAUCGAGCGAGGAAGACGAAGAAGAGGAGGAGGAGAGUUCAAGCACCGAAGUAGAGGAGCAAGACGAAGACGAUAGCACUGAGGAGGAGGAAGAAGAGGCUAAGCCCUCGCGGAAAAAAACAGCCCGGACAUCAAGGGGCAGCACAGGAGGAAACCGGACGAGAGAUAGUAAGAGCCACCAUUCCCCCAAAAGUGCAGAGAGCAGGAAAAGGAAGCGUGCCUCUGCCCUGUCUCCGGACAUUGAGUUUGAGAGCAGGUCAAAGGCGUCAAGGAGAGCUCCCUCUGAAUUAUCGGUUGUAGAAGACAUCAUCAACAAAAUGCUGGACUACAAAGAUGCCUGGCCUUUCUGGCAUAUGGUCAACAAAAAAGAUGUACCGGACUACUAUGACAUCAUACGUCAGCCAAUCAGCUUUCAGAAGAUCAAGGACCGUCUGAACUGCCUUGUUUAUGGGUCUCCACAGGAAGUCAUAGACGCAGUGGCGCUGCUCUUUAGAAACGCUAUUGAGUACAACAAGCCCGGCAGUGAAGUUUACGACUGUAUCGAGCUAUCUGAGAAAUACUUCACAGACCAGCUGAGAAAGCACCUGCCGUUUUAUGCGUACAACAGGGAGAGCCUCAGUAACGGCUAUGGCCAUCAUGAAAGUCCGGAGGAAGGCAGACGAUCUAGGCUUAGCAAAUAAAACCUGAGGACUUUGGCCUGACUUAGUGAUUGACUAUUAUGUAAUAUCUUAUCUGUAAAUAUCUGUGGCAUGGUGCACCUAGUGUACGAGGCAGAAAAUUUUGUUUCAUUUUUAUAUUUUUUAUGCCCCCGGAUCAAAAGAUCGGGGGUAUAUUGUUUUUGGCCUGUCUGUCAUUGUAUGUGUGUGUGUGUCCCAAAACUUUAACCAAAACUUUAACUUUGGUCAUAACUUUUGUAAUAUUCAAGAUAGCAAAUUGAUAUUUGGCAUGCAUGUGUAUCUCAUGGAGCUGCACAUUUUGAGUGGUGAAAGGUCAAGGUCAUCUACAAGGUCAAAGGUCAAAUUUAUGGCUUCAAAGCGGCACAAUAGGGGGCAUUGUGUUUCUGACAAACACAUCUCUUGUUGGUGUUUGUAUUCAUGAGUUUUAAUCGGGCUUGCGAAUGGUGCUUGACAGAGUGUUAAAAAAUUGGUCAUAGCUAGCAAGAGCUGAGCUCUGAUAAAGUCUUAUUCGUUCUGUAACUAUGGGUUAAAAAAGAUCACAUGCCGCUUAAGAAUGUAUUUAGAAUUGUUUCAGCCAUGAAAGAGCUGAGCUCAGUUUAAGUCUUCAGUUUUCAUGGUUUUCCUUGGUUAUUAGUGCUUGCAAAGUUGAUGCGAGACAUUGGAUUAAAUGUAUGAACAUUCUAGGUUGUAUGUACGGAUUGUAUGAGAGUUAUGAGUUAUGGUUGAUGUGUGUUGUCAAAUGGUUGAAAAAAACUGAUAGACAAUAAAGUGAAUAUUGUCAAUGGUGGCUGGAGAUAACAUAAUGUUUAUUUAUUAAUAAUAUAUCAUUAAAAUUUACCUUUACAUUUGUUUGAUGGAAAGGUUUACAAAUCCUAGAAAACUAAUGAACACUCAAGAGGCCAUGUUAACUACUCAAUCUUUGCGAAACUGGUUCAAAACAUUUGUCUUAGUGAUAUCUAGUUCAGAAUAUUUGUCCCAAUAAUAUCUUGAAUAGCCUAUUUUGUAACUAGGUCACAUGGGAUCAAAAAUAUGCUCAGUACGUCAAAUGAAAGAAAAAGCUUGUGAACACUAUAGGUGACGGUCAUAUGCAGGUCUAAUAUUCAUAAAACUUAGACAGUGCGUUUAUCCCAGCAAUAUUUCUGCCUACUUAGAAACAGGGUCAUGCAAUGUCAAAAGCUAUUGACUAUGUCAUGCGGUCAAUGUAAAGCAAAUACUUGGGAUUACUCUAGAGGCCACAAUUAAUGCAAAUCUUUAUAAAUCUUAGCAGAACAUUAAAUUUUGUCCCCAUGAUAUUUCAGCCUAAUACAAAACUGGGUUACUCAGUGCUAUAAUUAUUUGACAAGGUCAAAUUAAAGAAAAGGGUUUAUGAAUACGAUGACAACACAUUUAUUGCCCAAUUUUCAUCAUACAUGUACAUAGCAUUUGUCCCAAUCAUGUCUCAGCAUGGUUGUAACUGGCUCAAUUGGUCUAAUAAAAAAAAAAGUUUUAACGCUCUAGAGGCCACAUUUGUAUCCCAAUCUUUAUGAAACUCUUGACAGAACUUAUGUUUAACUGAAAUCUUGACCGAAAACAGGGUCAAGUGGGAACAUAACAAGGUAACUACCAAUACGUCAAUGAAAAGAAAAAAAAGAUGGUAAGAAAUGAAGGGGCCACAUUCAUUGCCUUAUCUUUGUGAAACCUGGUCAAUGAGUGAGAUACAGUUCUGUACUGCUAGUACCACCAACAUCCUCAGCUGAGAACCGCCUUUCAACAAGUGUUUCGGCCAUUUAAAACCUGGUCACAACAUUUGUCCAAAUAAUAUAUUCCUUAUAAGUCUUUUCAGACACCUCAUAACAGUUUUGUUCCUUGAGGUCUCAUUUGAGGGCCUUUCCCUCUUGUUAUAAUAAAUUCAUAACGGCACUGUGUUCAAUAGUUAAAUAUAAGUCCUUUAGAUAAUAUUACUAUUAAUCUAAGUUAAUACAUGUUGUAUUGGACAUUAAGGAAAACAAAAUGGACGCUUUCAAAUGUUGAUGAAUGUCAAAAAUAGCAAUAAAACACUGAAGACUCAAUCUUCUAUUUGAAAAUGGCUUUUUCAGAUUAUACUGCUUAUUGAAUGUUUAACAAAUAAAUGAUUAAUGUUCUGCUUUUGCUUAAUAUGGAAUUAAAUAUUCUUGCAAUUAAGAUUUAAUGUGUACAAACUUCUGUUACUGAUUCCUCUUAAAUUUGCAUCAAAACGCAGUGUUUGAUCAGUAUUGUAUGAGAUUUCAGAAGCAUUAAGAAGCACAAAGAGAGGGAGGGCAGUGACCAAACACGGCUUCUUUAUACCGAACAUUUUUCAUAAUAACUUCUGUUGGCCCCUCCCUUCUUUCAAUCAUAACCUGCAGAAACAUGCUUAUCACAUUAAGGGAGUACAUGAUCGAAAUUGUCUCGAAAUGGAGGAUAACAUAUUUAGGAGGAAAUUUUAUUUAUUUAACUGUUACCAUAGAUUUAUAUUUAUAGUUUUGAUUACGUUUUACUGACAUAUCUGUGUUUACUGAUUUUUUUCUAUGUGUACAAUGUAGAUAUAAGUUUGAACUCCCUUCUUUGUAAUGCAUUAGGCAGGAUUUCACAACAAUAUAAGUAAUUUAAACUUCUGCCAUAUUUCAAACGCUUUGUUUAAUGUAUUUUAUCAUAUAAAAGUAUAUUGAUACAUGAUGUUUGUUGGUUUUGAUCUUUUCAAAAAUAGCUGUGUAUCCAUAUUAACUGUUCAUAGGCAAGCAAACAGGGCUAGCAAGCGUAAAUUGUUCGCAAACAUAGCAAACUUUUUUGAUGUUGGUAAGGAUGGGUGAAGAGCUUUAUUAAAACAAUUAUCAUUUGAAUCUUAAAAUUUGGAGAUUUCUCAUUGGCUGGAGUGGCCAAACACUUAAUUAAAAGUGGACAUUGAGAUUGUGUGAGUCAUGGUAUAUUUGAUGUCAUAUUUAUUGCAUGCUGUUACAUAGACUUUCAUAAUCUGCCACAAGUUUUUACAACUCAUAUGGUUUAUACUAUGUUUUGUUUAAAAUGUCAUUGAUUAAAUGUAGUACAAUAAAAUACAUUUUCAAAUA